This is a messenger RNA of Alternaria atra, 1143 nucleotides long. RefSeq lists its product as uncharacterized. Lineage: Eukaryota; Fungi; Ascomycota; Dothideomycetes; Pleosporales; Pleosporaceae. The transcript has a single exon. Gene Ontology annotation, cellular component: peroxisomal membrane. Gene Ontology annotation, molecular function: zinc ion binding. The coding region runs from base 1 to 1143 and encodes 380 amino acids. Gene Ontology annotation, biological process: protein import into peroxisome matrix. The record is from RefSeq and is a predicted model, not a curated record.
AUGGCUUCUUCAACGCGCUACGCAUAUCCCUUCGCCGCUUCCCCUGAUAUCAUCCGGUCACACCAGAAAGAUGCCUACUUCUCCGGCGUGCUUCUGGAUCAGCUCUCGACACUAUUGCGCAAGCUCUAUGGCGCGCGCAUCGCGCAUACCUAUGCAUCCGAGACGCGUGUGCUCGGGGAGCUACUUUACCUUGGUCUGACCACGCUGAUAGGAAAUCGGACAUUGGGCGAGGAAUACACAGACAUUGUUCAGGUGGAGAGCGAAAGCGGACGACUGCCGGCGCUGGGACGGAGAGCUGGAUACAUACUGAGCUGCAUAUUAGGGCCAUAUGUGCUUGGGAGAGCACUGCCGGCCUUUAGAAGAAGAGUGCGCGCGAAACUCGAGGCAAACCUGCGAUGGUAUGCGCGACAGCAAGCGCGAGCACAGCAGCAGGCACAGGAGAAUGGGAGCAAGACACGGAUAGGACGACCUCUAGGCAUGUGCCUGCAAAGCUACAUUCUCGAAAACCUUGAUACCAUUACGUCGCCAUCGCCCGUCUACGCCCUCUCUCUGGCGACAUUCUACUUCUCGGGGAGCUACUACCACCUCUCGAAACGCAUAUGGGGGCUACGAUACAUCUUUACGCGCCAAGUGCCAGAGGGGGAUAAUCGCGCCGGCUACGAAGUCCUAGGUGUGCUGCUAGUUUUACAAAUGGCUGUACAGGCAUAUCUACAUCUACACAAUACUGUCACCUCGUCGACGGCAGCAGUGGGUGGCGGCCACCCGCAAGGUACAUCAGCCAUUGUAGGCGGCGGCGCAGAAGUCUCGCUGGAUCCCAACGCCUACAGCGCCAACAACGCGUUGUUAUUCGACGCUGCGUCCGCCCUCCCCACGGCCGCGCCAUCAGACGUGCAAAAAUGGACACACACACCUGCGUUGGACAAAGCAAGAUAUGAGCUAGAGAACGAGGAGACAAUGGGAUGGAUUGGUGGUGGCAAUCGGAAAUGCACUCUUUGCCUGGAAGAGAUGAAGGACCCGAGUGUAACGACAUGUGGACAUGUCUUCUGCUGGACGUGUAUCGGGGAUUGGGCUCGGGAGAAGCCCGAAUGUCCGCUUUGUAGGCAGACGUGUCUAGUGCAGCAUGUGCUGCCGCUGAGGGGUUAG